Messenger RNA from Adineta ricciae, 303 nucleotides. Lineage: Eukaryota; Metazoa; Rotifera; Eurotatoria; Adinetida; Adinetidae. The record is from the annotation of a GenBank genome assembly.
AUGUUUCGUUUAAAUACAGAUCUAGAUGAUCUAAACCCAUUUAUCGUUCAAUUCACCAAAGAAAUACUAUCUAUUCAUUUUAACCAAUGUUUUUUGAAAGAUCGCAGAGCUCAGUCGUUGAAUCAUUGUAAAAUCACUGUUAACUUGUUGAGAAAGAAAAAAGCACAAUUUAGCUACUAUGGUGAUGACGAUCGUUUAGUGUCAGAAGUUUCUCCUACUCAUUCCCAAUGCCACGUUAAUAAACCGAACGGAAAAGUACGCAUUACUUGUCGUACUUUGUACUUUGAUCAUUUCCAUCAGUAG